GCCAUCACCAGAUUGCCUUCCCGCCUGGAAAGUGGAAAACCCCAUCACCAUUUGUUUGAGGACUCCUGCACUGAGGAUUAAUGCUAGAAGCCGGAAGCGAGAAGCAGGAAGUUUUGCCGGAGACAUCUGGGGCGCCGCAACUGUUUUCAUCGCUUCGAGUCGACUCGUAUGAGAGGAGGAAAUCGAUGUCACGACGACGGAAAUGCUUCCCUCUCCCCAUGAACAUCUCAGCUUGGGCCCAGUCUCAAGCUGCUCUGACCGACUUUCCACUUCCCAAAGCUUCUCUGGCCAAGAAGGUGGGAGCCGAGUUCGUGGGGACCUUUAUCUUGAUAUUUGCGGCCGCAGGAGGACCCGUCAUGAACCAAAAGUAUAAUGGAGCAGAGACGCUGAUUGGAAAUGCAGCUUGCUCGGGGCUAGCCGUGAUGAUCGUGGUGCUGUCGAUUGGACACAUCUCAGGGGCUCACCUUAACCCGGCUGUGACUCUAGCAUUUGCUACGUUUCGUCACUUCCCUUGGCUCCACGUUCCACCUUACCUCAUCGCACAGAUAUUAGCCUCCAUCUGCGCCUCCUUCACUCUCAAGGCCGCCUUCCACCCUUUCAUCUCCGCCGCGGUCACCGCCCCUUCUAUAACCCAAACACAUGCCUUUCUUCUUGAGUUCAUUAUUACCUUUACUCUCAUGUUCGUCAUAACUUCUGUAGCUACCGACACUCGAGCGGUGGGAGAAUUGGCAGGAAUUGCAAUAGGAGGAGCAGUGUUGCUUAACAUUCUAGUUGCCGGGCCAUCAACUGGUGCUUCAAUGAAUCCGGUUCGGACGCUUGGCCCGGCCAUUGCAGCCCAAAACUACCGGUCAAUUUGGAUUUAUUUUGUGGCCCCGGUACUGGGGGCCCUUGUAGGAGCAGGUGUGUACGGCGCUAUUAAGCUCAGCGAGGACGAAGCCGACCCUAAUCGCCUGACUAUAAGUCUCCCGCACUAGGAGUCUAGGACCAAGAAGUGGGUGGCCACUGGCCCACUGGUAGGACAACAAGGUUAACCGGAAAGGCCGAAAGAAUAUAUUCUUUGUUAUUUAUUGUAAGAAUGCAGUUACAAGGAGAAGGUUAAAGUUAAUUAGCUCUAGGAGUUCUGUUUAAUGCUUUCUCUUUUCCUUUUUGCUCAUUUUCCUUUCGUAGAGACUUAGAGAGGCAGGAAGAAAAACAGUGUGUAAUAGUAACAUAUAUAGCGUGUUUUGUAACACUUCGACAUGUUUUGGGUAUAUGAUAGUGAUUAAGUGCUGCAAAGGUGCAAAA
Messenger RNA from Nelumbo nucifera (sacred lotus), 1284 nucleotides. Its product is annotated as putative aquaporin NIP5-1. Gene Ontology annotation, cellular component: membrane. Gene Ontology annotation, biological process: transmembrane transport. The record is from RefSeq and is a predicted model, not a curated record. Lineage: Eukaryota; Viridiplantae; Streptophyta; Magnoliopsida; Proteales; Nelumbonaceae. Gene Ontology annotation, molecular function: channel activity.